Messenger RNA from Cucurbitaria berberidis CBS 394.84, 670 nucleotides. Its product is annotated as ankyrin. The record is from RefSeq and is a predicted model, not a curated record. NCBI's taxonomy places the organism in Eukaryota, Fungi, Ascomycota, Dothideomycetes, Pleosporales, Cucurbitariaceae. The transcript has a single exon. Gene Ontology annotation, molecular function: protein binding. Bases 45 to 650 code for a protein of 201 amino acids.
GGGUUGGCAGCAAUCCUCAAGGGCCAAACGCGUCGAACAAUAGAAUGAAAAAGGCAAUGGGUCCAGCACCACGAAACCCGCUCCAUUGGGCUGUUGCACUCACUGCGGACCAACAAGUCCUUCACUUUGUGCAGAAAGAGGCAUACCCAAUAAAUGCACUCACGCCAAGGAGCUGGACAGCAGCACAUCUGGCAGCCAGAGAAGGCAACACAAAGAUCAUGAAGACGCUUCUAACAGCCCCGGGGGUCGAUCUCAAGAUCAAGAACGAAGAAGGACGCACGCCGCUCCAUCUUGCCGCCCUACACAAUAGAGUCGGGGCUGUCAAAUUACUGUUACAACGAGACACUAGGCUACUUGGCGUUCGAGAUAAGAGAGGGCGGACUGCUUUUUUACUAGCAGCGCAGAAAGGACACGUUAAGGUACUCCAGGCUCUCAAAGAGCAUGGGCAGAACUUUAAUGAGGCGAGCGUGAGUCAUGGGUGGACGGGGUUGCAUCUUGCGGCCGAGGAAGGUCAGGUGGAGGCCGUCAAGUUCCUCGUGGCUAAUGGUGCGAAGAAAGAUAAGGAGACUAAAGGUGGCGCGUGGAAAGGUUCUACCGCCAAACAAGUUGCUGAGCGGAAAGGGAAGCUAGAGGUGCUCCAGUUCCUCUGAGAUUCCUCUAAUUAGAACCA